Messenger RNA from Saprolegnia diclina VS20, 2197 nucleotides. RefSeq lists its product as hypothetical. The transcript is spliced from 10 exons. The coding region runs from base 1 to 2142 and encodes 713 amino acids. Gene Ontology annotation, molecular function: protein binding; ubiquitin-protein transferase activity. Lineage: Eukaryota; Oomycota; Saprolegniomycetes; Saprolegniales; Saprolegniaceae. The record is from RefSeq and is a predicted model, not a curated record. Gene Ontology annotation, biological process: protein ubiquitination.
AUGAUGGAAGCGCGUCUCGAGAACCUCAAGCGUCACGCGGUCGCGACCAAAGCCGACGUCGACUUCUUCGUCGACGCAGUCACGUCCAGUGCGACGGUCGCCUCGGUCACGUCUGCGAUCGAGGCCCUCAGUCUACUCGCACGCACCCCAUCCGGGCGAUCACUGGUGCUCGAUGCCAUCCAAGCGGCCGGCGACGCAUUCGAAACGGCACUGGCAGCUAUACCCACCAAGGACGAUACCAUGCACCGUGCCUUGAUCCUUUUGCUGGUUCGAAUAGCCGAGUACAAGCUGCGCGCCGUCGACGCGAUCGACUUUAUGGGCGGCAACGCGUCGGGUACGAUGGCGCUGCUGCUGCACGCGCUCUCUGAUGCGUCGCUCGUCCAACUCGAGCCGCCGCUGGUGCCCGCGCUCGCCCGCGUGCUCUGCGAGCUCACGCUGCCCUGCGGGUACCCUACCCCCAAGGACGACCAUGGGGACGUCGACGCCUUUGCGCGCGAGUUGCAUGCGCGGGCGGCGGAGCUCGUGGCGUCGAACGGGUUGCACAAAGUCCUGAACGGCCCGGUGUUUCGCCACUUGAACGCGGGCUUGCUCAACGCGUACUCGGACUCGACGACACUCCAUCUCGCAAUGGACUCGGUGCUCGGCACGAUCGAGUCGUUCGCGUUGCUAUUGACGGACGUGCCGCUACGCACGUCGUUCGUCAAAUACAUUUUGCUCUCCUCGGGGCUGCUCCACGACUGCCUCGUGCCCUAUUUUCUCGUCGUGCUUACACUCCACCCGGUGAGCGCGGCCGCACAUCCCACCGAGCCGACUUGGUUUCAGUACAAGGAUGCCGCGACCGGACAUCCCUACUAUUACAAUUGCAAGACGCACGAAACGCGGUGGCAGCUCCCGCCCGGCAACUGCGUGACACCGGCGCGCAAGAUUCAACUGCACGUGCGCUGUCUCACGCACUGGCUACGGCUGCUGGUCGCCUUGACGUUCCAAGCUGCGUCGAUCCACACGACCGCCAGUCCGCUCACGGAGCCAUAUCUGAACGAGUGGCUGCGCGGCCUCUGCACCGCCGUGCUGGAUGCACCGACCUCGUCAGCGACGCACCCGGUCGUGCUCUUCUUCCUCGAGAACGGCGCCGCGUUCCACUACUUUCUUUCCAUCUUGAUCAACAUUGACGCUUUUCAGCACGCCGUGUACAACAACAACAACCAAGUUGCGCGGCUGCUGGCGCUUCUCUGCGCACCGCUCGACACCCGCACGCGUUUCCACGCGAAAUUUGUACUUGCGUCCAAGAAAGGCCUGCACGUGCUUCGUGACAAGCUCUCGUUUACGCUCGUCCUUGGGCUCUUGCAAGCGCCGGAGGUGUAUUUCAUGGCCCACCCCCAGGCCCUGCCGCAGCCCAAAGAGCGUUGGGACCAGUACAUUGGCAACGACGCCCACGCUAUCUACUACUACAACGUCACGACGCACGAGUCCGUGUGGGUACUUCCGCCGCCAUUGCCGCUCGGGUGGAUCGUCGUGUGGUGCGAAGACUACGAGCAAGGUUACUUUUACAACUCGGUGACGCGGUCGUCGUCGUGGGAGCGCCCGGCCAUGACCGAGCCCGAGCCGCCGAGCACGGUGCACCUUGCCGCGCCUGUGGAUGCAACGUUUGAAGCCUACAGUGAACGCGUUAUGCUCGAGUGGGUCGCGACGGCCAUGCAGUUUCGCGGCCGUCGGCGCAGCGUCGCACCGACAAGCAUCGGGCAGCACGCUCCGGGGCAUCGCCGGCCCAGUGUCGUCGCCCACGACCUCGAUUACCAAGGACUCUCGCGCCUCCACGCACCGAAAAUGCUGCCGCCCGUGCGCGACAAGAAGAUGUUUCAACAAGAGAACGGGCCCAAGAGCCCGCCGGCUGCGACGAUUCCCGCCAAGUUUCUCUGCCCCAUCAACCACUCUCUCAUGCUCGAGCCCAUGUAUUCACCCGAGACCGACUUGACGUACGAGCACCAAGCGAUCGUGCACGUCGUUCAAGACGGCGCUGGCGUGUGCCCCGUGACCCAGCGCUCCGUGGAUGUUCGCAAAUUGGUGCUCAACACGGCGUUGCAGCAAGAGAUUCGCGCGUUCCAGGCGCGUCAAGCCGACCACGACGCUGUUGUGGCCCUCUGAGCCAAGGGAAACGAGAACCUAGCUCUAAGCUCAUUCCAAAGACGUAUUGUCAUCG